GACAUUUCCUGUGGGUGGAACCUUUUAUCGGGUGACUUUAUCUGCUCUUGGUGGCCGCGCGGCGCUGCACAAGAGAACAAGUCUACGGGUCAGUGGUGCGGUUCUGAAUUAGACAUCAACAAGACAACAUCAUGGAAACCGACAGCAAGUACCUCCCCGAGCUGAUGGCUGAGAAAGACAGCCUGGACCCAUCUUUCACACAUGCAAUGACCCUCCUGGCCAAUGAAAUAGAGAAGCUGAAAAAGGGAGACGAUGGCAAAAAGGAUGAAGAAGAUACAUACCUAGACUUGUUCUCCCACAAAAACAUGAAGCUUAAGGAACGCAUUCUGAUACCUGUUAAGUUGUAUCCCAAGUUCAACUUCGUUGGGAAAAUCCUGGGACCACAGGGGCACACAAUCAAAAGGCUCCAAGAAGAAACAGGAGCCAAAAUCUCUGUACUUGGCAAAGGCUCUAUGAGAGACAAAGCAAAGGAAGAAGAGCUGCGAAAAGGAGCAGAUCCAAAAUACAACCACCUUAAUAUGGACCUUCAUGUAUUUAUUGAGGUUUUUGGCCCUCCCUGUGAGGCCUACACACGCAUGGCACAUGCAAUGGAGGAAGUAAAGAAAUUCCUAGUCCCGGACAUGAUGGAUGAUAUCUGUCAGGAACAGUUUAUGGAACUGUCCUACAUGAACGGAGCACCUCCAGAGCAAUCCCGUGGAGGAGGAAGAGGUGGCCCAGGUAGAGGCAGGGGGGCACCUCCACCCACAGCAGCUCCUGCUUCCAGGGGCAGAGGUGUACCACCACGUCCUCUUGUGCCAAGAGGUGCCCCAGGACGAGGAGCUAUAACACGUGGUGCCAGCGUCACACGAGGUGUUGCUCCUGCCCCUGUUACUAGGGGUGCCCCAUCUGGCAGGUCCCGUGGAGCUUCCAUCCAGAGGAUUUCAUUGCCUCCUCCCGCACCUGAAAGUUAUGAUGAAUAUGGUUAUGAAGAUUCCUAUGCUGAGCCAAGUUAUGAAGGUUAUGAGGGAUAUUACAACCAGAACCAAGGUGGCACAGAAUAUUAUGAUUAUGGACAUGGACAUGGAGAGGGGCCAGAAUCCUAUGAAGGCUAUGGGCAAGAUAAUUGGAAUGGAUCACGACCUUCCAUGAAAGCUCCCCCUUCCCGUCCUGUGAAGGGUGGAAGCUACAGAGAACAUCCUUAUGGACGUUUCUGAGUCUACUACAUCAAAACCAUAAUUAUUGCUAUCUUGUGUCCCAGGACUUCCUGUUCCGUAAAACCACAACACAAGUAAAUUCCCUGUGAUCUGUGAUCUCCCCCAUUUCUUUCCUCCUGAAAUCCUUCUCAUAGGACUGCUUUUAAAAUUUGAGAACAGUGAUACCCAGACUUCAUUUUUUUUACAUGUGUAUAUUCAAACCAUUUUAUUUUCAUUGUUUAAAAAAAAAUUAAAAUGCUUUUCAUAUAAAAAGUUGAGUAUAAAUGUAGCUUUCAAAGUGACUGCUCCAAAACGAACUUUAUAACAAAAAUCCUUUAAUGUUAGUUGUAGUCUUACUGUCUUGAACUAAGCUGCAAUAAAAAUAUUUUUUUUUUAUUUAGAGCUAGUUAAACGGUAAUUAGCUGUAAACUUGUAUGCUGUUUAAAAAGAAGCUUUUGACUUUGUAAUUAAUAUACGCUUUAUGUUAUUAAAUCUUAUGGACAAA
Bombina bombina (fire-bellied toad) is the source of this 1677-nucleotide messenger RNA. RefSeq names its product KH RNA binding domain containing, signal transduction associated 1 (gene KHDRBS1). Bases 132 to 1193 code for a protein of 353 amino acids. Gene Ontology annotation, cellular component: nucleus. NCBI's taxonomy places the organism in Eukaryota, Metazoa, Chordata, Amphibia, Anura, Bombinatoridae. The transcript is spliced from 9 exons. The record is from RefSeq and is a predicted model, not a curated record. Gene Ontology annotation, molecular function: poly(A) binding; mRNA binding. Gene Ontology annotation, biological process: regulation of alternative mRNA splicing, via spliceosome.